AUGGCUGAUCCUUGGCAGGAAUGCAUGGAUUAUGCAGUAACCCUAGCAGGACAAGCUGGAGAGGUGGUUCGUGAAGCUCUCAAGAAUGAAAUGAAUGUUAUGGUUAAAAGUUCUCCGGCUGAUUUGGUAACUGCCACUGACCAAAAAGUUGAAAAAAUGCUUAUCUCAUCCAUAAAGGAAAAGUAUCCAUCUCACAGUUUCAUUGGUGAGGAGUCUGUGGCAGCUGGGGAAAAAAGUGUCUUAACUGACAACCCUACGUGGAUCAUUGACCCUAUUGAUGGAACAACUAACUUUGUACACGGAUUUCCUUUUGUAGCUGUUUCAAUUGGCUUUGUGGUAAAUAAAAAGAUGGAGUUUGGAAUUGUGUACAGUUGCCUGGAGGAUAAGAUGUACACUGGCCGGAAAGGAAGAGGUGCCUUUUGUAAUGGGCAGAAACUGCAGGUUUCACGCCAAGAAGAUGUUACCAAAUCUCUCUUGGUGACAGAGUUGGGCUCUUCCAGAACACCAGAGACUGUGAGAAUUAUUCUUUCUAAUAUGGAAAGGCUUCUUUGCCUUCCCAUCCAUGGGAUCCGGGGUGUUGGAACAGCAGCUCUGAACAUGUGCCUGGUGGCCGCUGGGGCUGCGGACGCGUAUUAUGAAAUGGGGAUUCACUGCUGGGAUGUUGCAGGUGCCGGCAUCAUUGUGACUGAAGCUGGCGGAGUGCUCCUGGAUGUCACAGGUGGACCAUUUGAUUUGAUGUCACGAAGAGUAAUUGCUUCAAGCAGUAAAACAUUAGCAGAAAGGAUAGCCAAAGAAAUUCAGAUAAUACCUCUUCAAAGAGAUGAUGAAGAUUAA
This is a messenger RNA of Rangifer tarandus platyrhynchus (Svalbard reindeer), 834 nucleotides long. The record is from the annotation of a GenBank genome assembly. Lineage: Eukaryota; Metazoa; Chordata; Mammalia; Artiodactyla; Cervidae.